UUACAGUCUUUUAGCGCCCUAAUGCGAUCUCUCUACAGUCCUCCUUUUCCCCUCCUGCGACGAACCAAGCGACCUCUCCUCCCCUCUCUCAUCUUCCCGGCCCUCCCUAACUUCCCAUCGGCAUGAAGCGCUCCGCCGACGAUCAGGACCGCAAGCUCCCCCCAGCUGCCGAGAUUAAGCCCCUCUUCAUCUCCAAGGCGGAGCGCCAGCGCCUCGCCCUCCAGCGCCGCGAGGAGGAGGUCGCCGAGCAGCGCCGCCGCGCCCAAGACCUCCUACACAACCAAAUCCACAGCCCCUCCUCCUCCAACUCCAAACCUGGCGCCCCCUCCUCCGCCCCCGACACCAACUACCGCCAGCGCGACCGGGACCGGGAGCGAGACCGAGACCGCGACCGCGACCGCGAUCGGGAGCGGGACCGCGAACACCGCGCCCGCGAACGCGAGCGCGACCGGGGGGAGGAGGCCCGGAGCCGCGAGCGCGCCCGCCUCGAGAAGCAGGCCGAGCGGGAGCGGGAGAAGGAGCUGGAGGCCAUCAAGGAACAGUACUUGGGGUCCAAGAAACCCAAGAAAAGGGUCAUCAGGCCCAGCGAGAAGUUCCGCUUCUCUUUCGAUUGGGAGAACACCGAGGACACCUCCCUCGACAUGAACACCCUCUACCAGAACCCUCACGAGGCCCGCCUCCUCUUCGGCCGCGGCUUCCUCGCUGGCAUUGACCGCCGCGAGCAGAAGAAGCUCGCCGCGCUCCACGAGAAGGAGACCCGCGAGGAGAUCCGCCGCAAGGAGGGCCUCGAGGAACGCCCUGAGGACGCCGCCGCCCAGCGCAAGAAGGAGGCUGCUGCAGAGCUCUACGACGCCUUCGACAUGCGCGUCGACCGCCACUGGACCGAGAAGAAGCUCGAGGAGAUGACGGAGCGCGACUGGCGUAUAUUCCGCGAGGAUUUCAAUAUCUCCUACAAGGGCUCUCGUAUCCCCCGCCCGAUGCGCAGCUGGGCCGAGAGCAAGCUCGGCACUGAGCUCCUGAAGGCGGUAGAGAAGGCCGGUUACAAAACGCCAUCCCCCAUCCAGAUGGCUGCCAUCCCUCUCGGCCUUCAGCAGCGCGAUGUGAUCGGGAUUGCCGAGACUGGGUCCGGUAAGACAGCGGCCUUUAUCCUCCCCAUGCUCACCUAUAUCACGAAGCUGCCUCCCAUGAGCGAGGAGAACGAGGCCGAGGGGCCUUAUGCGGUGGUGAUGGCACCUACUCGUGAGCUUGCGCAGCAGAUUGAGGAUGAGACAGUGAAGUUUGCUCAUUUUCUGGGGAUCAAGGUUGUCUCGAUUGUUGGGGGUCAGUCGAUUGAGGAGCAGGGUUUUAAGCUGAGGCAGGGUUGCGAGGUUGUGAUUGCCACUCCGGGUCGUCUUCUGGAUUGUUUGGAGCGACGAUAUGCUGUCCUCAACCAGUGCAACUAUGUUGUUCUCGACGAAGCUGAUAGGAUGAUUGACAUGGGCUUUGAGCCGCAAGUUGUUGGUGUCUUGGAUGCAAUGCCUUCCAGCAAUCUGAAGCCUGAGAAUGAGGAUGAGGAGCUUGAUGAGAAGAAAAUCUACCGGACAACUUACAUGUUUAGUGCAACCAUGCCCCCAGCUGUAGAGCGCCUCGCUAGGAAGUAUCUGAGGAACCCUGUUGUCGUGACAAUUGGCACAGCCGGGAAGGCCACUGAUCUCAUUACUCAGCAUGUGAUCAUGCUGAAGAAGUCAGAGAAGAUGCCCAGGCUUCAGAGACUGCUCAGUGACCUCGGGGACAAGACAGCCAUAGUGUUCUGCAACACGAAAAAGACUGUGGAUGCAAGGGCCAAAGACUUGGACAAACUGGGAUAUAGGGUGACGAUAGUCCAUGGAGGGAAGUCACAGGAGCAACGAGAGAUCAGCCUGGAGGGAUUCAGGAACAGGCGGUUCAAUGUUCUUGUAGCAACAGAUGUUCUAGGGCGUGGGAUUGAUAUUCCUGAUGUGGCUCAUGUGAUCAAUUAUGACAUGCCAACACAUGUUGACAUGUACACUCAUCGCAUUGGAAGGACCGGGCGUGCUGGAAAGACAGGAGUGGCGACUACAUUUCUGACUCCUGAAGACUGGGAAGUUUUCUAUGAUCUGAAACAGAUGCUGAUACAGAGCAACAGUCCAGUGCCUCCAGAGCUGGCCAGACACGAGGCAUCAAAGUUCAAGCCAGGAUCAAUUCCUGAUAGACCUCCAAGGCGGAAUGAAACUGUUUUUGUUCAUUGAUGGAAAUAGGACUCUGGAUCUUGAUGAUGAACCAAAUGUCAGAUUUUUGGGCAUUCGGGACCAACUGAUAUGAGUUUUCUUUCUUUUGUGGCCAGUUCACUGCUCUCCUUCUGAUUGGGAGAAGAGGGAAUAUGAUGUCGAAAGCCCACCCUGAAAAAAAACAAAGUGAUAAUGUCGACUGCUUGCAGGAUCUUGACGGAAUUCUUCUCUCGAAGAAAAGGAGAGAAUGACCCAAUCUACUUGUUCACUGGUACAUGGGAUUGCUGAGUAAGGGCUGUCGUUCCGGAUGUUAAUUGUACAUAAUUGUCCAGCGUGUCUCAGUUUACAAUGGCCUGAAGCUGGCCAGGCAGAUCAUAAGCAAGGUAAGAUUGCGUUGAUGCACCGACGGUGGAAACGCAGGCCGGGAAUAUUCCGCGUGGGAUCAAGUUGAGACAGGGCUGGCAGGGUAGGAAGCAUUUGCCUUGUCACCAGGUGCAUCGUACAAGGACGUUGACCUCGCGGCCACGCGACUGAGUUGCAGUAGCACGGCAUGUAUUCACGAGUGUCCACCACCUGGUAGACCGUGAAGCAAUAUGCAUAAUAAUGAGCGAAAGCAAAAUUCUUUGUGCACUUAAUUGUUUGAAUGUGGUUGAUGGUUAUCAUUCAUGGAUUAUGUUCGUCUUAAAAUUGAGCAUGAAUGUCCUGUAAUUUUACUUGGAUUUUGUAUUUUGGAAAGUUGAUUCUUCUUCUAUCAAUGGUAUGGCUGGAAUGUGGCA
Molecule: messenger RNA, 3001 nt
Organism: Elaeis guineensis (African oil palm)
Lineage: Eukaryota; Viridiplantae; Streptophyta; Magnoliopsida; Arecales; Arecaceae
Source: RefSeq, a predicted model, not a curated record